AUGGAGGCCAGCAUGGUCCCUGAAAACAAUACCACCGUGAAGGUGUUCAUCCUCUCAGGCCUGACCACGAACCACAAGGUCGAACUGGCGCUCUUUGUUUUCUUCAUCGUCAUCUAUACAUCGAUCCUCAUCGGCAACAUCCUCAUCGUCAUCACGAUCGUCUACGACCAGCACCUCCACACCCCGAUGUACUUCUUCCUCAGCAACCUCUCCUUCAUCGACGUUUGCCAUUCCUCGGUGGUCAUGCCCAAGAUGCUCGCUGACUUCUUAACGGAGACCAAGACCAUCUCUUUUGGAGAAUGCGUAGGCCAGAUGUUCUUCCUCCACCUCUUUGCCUGCACGGAGAUCUUCCUCCUCACCAUCAUGGCGUACGACCGCUAUGCCGCCAUAUGCAAUCCUCUCCAUUACACGUCCAUCAUGAGCCACCGGGUCUGUCUCCAGUUGGCUGUGGCCAUGUGGUUGGGCGGGUUGAUCCAUUCCAUCGCCCUGACUGCUCUGACGCUCAGCCUGCCAUACUGUGGCCCCAACACCAUCGACAACUUCUUCUGCGACGUGCCCUUGGUCAUCAAACUGGCCUGCGCUGACACUUACGUCUUCGAGAUCCUCAUCGUCUCAAAUUCGGGGCUGAUCUCGGUCGUCUGCUUUGUUGUCCUGGUGGUCUCCUACGUGGUCAUCCUUGUCUCCUUGAGGAACCGCUUCUCUGAGGGACGGAGGAAGGCUCUGUCGACUUGCGCCGCUCACCUGACCGUGGUGACCUUGUUCCUGGGGCACUGCAUCUUCAUCUACCUCAGGCCGGCUAAGAGUCUGGCUGCGGACAAGGUGGUUUCUGUUUUCUUCACGGCCGUCACCCCCCUGCUUAACCCAGUCAUCUACACCCUCCGCAAUGAGGACAUGCUGAAUGCGCUGAACAAACUCCGAGGGCAGCAGGUCACUUCGGGAGGGAAAGUGCAUUGA
Molecule: messenger RNA, 954 nt
Organism: Euleptes europaea (tarantolino)
Lineage: Eukaryota; Metazoa; Chordata; Lepidosauria; Squamata; Sphaerodactylidae
Product: olfactory receptor 4E1-like
Exons: 1
Coding region: 1-954 (317 amino acids)
Biological process (GO): G protein-coupled receptor signaling pathway
Cellular component (GO): membrane
Molecular function (GO): olfactory receptor activity; G protein-coupled receptor activity
Source: RefSeq, a predicted model, not a curated record